Molecule: messenger RNA, 1437 nt
Organism: Populus euphratica (Euphrates poplar)
Lineage: Eukaryota; Viridiplantae; Streptophyta; Magnoliopsida; Malpighiales; Salicaceae
Product: glyoxylate/succinic semialdehyde reductase 2, chloroplastic-like
Exons: 12
Coding region: 141-1217 (358 amino acids)
Cellular component (GO): chloroplast
Molecular function (GO): NADP binding; oxidoreductase activity; NAD binding
Source: RefSeq, a predicted model, not a curated record
UUACUGCACUGACCCUCUAUCUUUUUCUUUAUCCCCUUACUAACAUGCAGAGGUUGCAUAGAAAUGCGAGCUUAGCUUUGGUUUGGACACAGACAACCGUUUAAAGUGCAAGAGAAGAAGGAAGGGACAAGGAAGGGACUAUGUCCUUGUUGCUUAAGGCCAGCAACGGUCAUCUCUUCUUAUCAUCAUCAAAUUCUUCCAUGGCAACGUGUUCAAGCUUCUGCGCUCAACUUCCCAUCCAUUUUAGACCAAUACCCAUCUCUUCUUCUUUUCCCACUAAUCAACCUUUCAGGCCCUUCUCUGCCCAAGCUUCAAUUUCUCCUGCUAAUGAUGGAGGCUCUCCAAUUACUAUUGGCUUUCUAGGCCUUGGAAUUAUGGGUUCUCCAAUGGCUCAGAAUCUCAUAAAAUCUGGGUGUGAUGUGACUGUUUGGAACAGGACCAAGAGCAAAUGUGAUCCUCUCAUCAGCUUGGGAGCAAAAUAUAAGCCUUCUCCUGAGGAAGUAACUGCAGCCUGUGAUGUCACAUUUGCAAUGCUUGCUGAUCCAGAAUGUGCAGUGGAGGUUGCAUGUGGAAAGCAUGGAGCUGCAAGUGGUAUGGGUCCAGGAAAAGGGUAUGUGGAUGUUUCAACUGUUGAUGGUGGGACUUCUAAAUUGAUUUGUGGACAUAUCAAAGCUUCUGGGGCAUCAUUUUUGGAAGCUCCUGUUUCUGGCUCAAAGAAACCAGCAGAAGAUGGGCAACUUAUAUUUCUUACUGCAGGUGACAAAUCUCUGUAUGAAACAGUCACUCCAUUCUUGGAUAUCAUGGGGAAGUCAAGAUUUUACCUUGGGGAAGUCGGAAAUGGGGCUGCAAUGAAACUUAUUGUCAACAUGAUCAUGGGCAGUAUGAUGGCAACCUUUUCUGAAGGAUUGCUUCUCAGCGAGAAAGUAGGACUGGACCCAAAUGUACUGGUUGAGGUAGUGUCCGAGGGUGCCAUUAGUGCACCGAUGUAUUCGCUGAAAGGUCCCUCAAUGGUCAAAUCUCUAUACCCCACUGCUUUUCCCUUAAAGCAUCAGCAGAAGGACAUGAGACUUGCCCUGGGAUUAGCAGAAUCUGUUUCCCAACCCACUCCAAUUGCAGCAGCUGCAAAUGAACUAUACAAGGUAGCAAAAAGUCACGGGCUUAGCGACAGUGAUUUUUCAGCAGUAAUGGAAGCACUGAAAGGAAAAGUGCAAUCCUGAGCAAACUAGUGUGUUUUUUUCCUGGUUACGAAGGAGAGGCUUUUACCUGAGACCUCGAGUUUUCUUGUAUGUCGUCAUCACCAGCCUGUGGUCUUUUUUCUGUGUUAGUACAUGUCUGUCGGGAAAAAAAACUACGUAGUCCCUAAACUAAACUAGUGAUAGUUUUUGAACAAGGAAUUUACCGUAAUUAAUAAUUGAUGUGCAAAUUCAUUGCAAUAAA